Messenger RNA from Haemorhous mexicanus (house finch), 1960 nucleotides. RefSeq names its product family with sequence similarity 181 member B (gene FAM181B). The record is from RefSeq and is a predicted model, not a curated record. Bases 100 to 1158 code for a protein of 352 amino acids. Lineage: Eukaryota; Metazoa; Chordata; Aves; Passeriformes; Fringillidae. The transcript has a single exon.
CCCGCCCGCCGCCUUUUCCCCGCUGCCGCCGCCGCCGCCCGCCGGGCGCAUCCCAGCGGAGUCUGUCGGACCUCGGGGCGGCGGCGUUCGCCGCCGGCCAUGGCCGUGCCCGCCGCGCUGCUCAGCCCCCACCACCUCCUCUCCUUCUGCUUCCCCGCCGCCGGCGGGCUCCUGGGCUAUGCCGACCUGGAGAAGGGCUACGAGGGCGGCGGCGGCGACGCGGGGGACUUUAGAGAAGCCACCCGGGACCUGCUGAGCUUCAUCGACUCGGCUUCCAGCAACAUCAAGCUGGCGCUGGACCGGCCGGUGAAGUCCCGGCGGAAGGUGAACCAUAGGAAGUACCUGCAGAAGCAGAUCAAGCGCUGCACGGGCAUCAUCGCCGCCGCCGCCCCGCCGCCGCCCGCCGCCUGCCCGCCCGCCGCCUGCCCCGCCCGGCCCCCGCCGCGCCGGGAGCCCGCGCAGGCGGCGGGCAGCAGCCUCCAGAGCAAGAGCCUGGCCGCCCUCUUCGGCUCCCUGCAGCGGGGCCGGGGCGCGGCGGGCGGCGCCGAGGCCAAGGCGGGCGGCGGCGGCGCGGGCGGCGGGGAGAGGGCGGCGGGCGGCCCGCGGAAGGUGCCGCUGCGGGACCGCAACCUGCCGCCCUCCUUCUUCACGGAGCCCGCGCUGCCCGGCCCCGCCGCCCGCGGGCCGCCCGCCAAGGAGCCGGAGAAGGGCGGCGGGGGAGGCGGCGCGGAGGCCACCGAGUUCUUCGAGCUGCUGUGCCCCGAGUACGGCGCGCUCCUGCCCGAGCACGCCGCCCCGACCGACGCCUUCGGCGGCCGCCUGCCCGCCGAGCUCGGGCUGGAGCACGGGCUGUACGAGCUGCCGCUGCCCGCCGGGCCGCACCCGCUGCUGGGCGGGCUGCUGUACCCCGAGCCGCCCUGGAGCCCGGCCGCGCCCUGCAGCCCGCCCAGGAAGGCGCCGCCCGAGCCGCUGCGCCCCAUCUACCCCGGCGGCGCCGAGCCCGUGCCCGCCGGCGGCGGCGGCGGCGGCAGCGAGGAGCCCGGCGGGCACCUGCCCGCGGGGUUCGCCUCCUUCUUCCCCGAGUGCCCGCUGGCCCCGCCGCAGCCGCCCUACGACUACGGCGGCGGGUACCACCGCGGGGGCUACCCCGGGCUGUAGGGCGGCCGGGGCUCGGGGUCCGCCGGGACGGCGGGGAGCGGAGCCCGAGCCCCCGCGGGGGCGGGCGGACGCUGGGGCUCCGCACACUCCGCUGCAUGUGAGAGCCCCGCAGCCGAAACCGCGGCCACGGCCCCCGCAGGAUUCACCCUUGUGCACUGCCAGUCUCCUCCUCCUGCGGUUUGGGCGACGCUGCAAAUAAAAUGUGAAACUUUGGGUUUCUUCAGGUCUUUUUGUAGCGGCCGGUGCCCCCCUUUCAUCCUCCUUCCUUAGGGGCCAGGGCUUGGCUGGCUGUAGGCAGACGCGUUGCUGUACCUGUAGGCGACGUGGGGACAGGGGCUGAGCUCCUCAGAGGCCGCGGGGACCGCUCGUCAAUGAUUUCAGUCUAAAUCUAAAGCCGGUGUCAACACUUGAGGUGCGUUUAACAUUUUUCCCAGGCUCACGUUUGUCACAAGUGCUGGCGAGUGUUCAGCUGAGGACACAAAGGCAAGAAAGUGAAGCAAAAUUAAAAAUGCUGCUACCAAAACUCAGUGUCCUGAAAUUUUAACAGCGUCUUGCGGGAUCUUGCAAAACGGCAAUUUACAGCGAUUCGUAAAUUCAUUGAUGGUGUAAGUUCGGGACAAAAAUGUACUGUAGCCACUGCGGCCAUGUGAUUCCUACAGACUUUUGGAUUUCUUCCAGGAAUGUGUCAAAGCUCAGAAAGCGAUGCGGCUCCGUCUCAUUGUGUACAGGAGAUUAUUUGAUAAUCAUUUAAGUUAUGUAAAAGAGUCUAUGAUAGGUCCUAUAAAAAUAAAGCUACACAAUA